UGGUUUCUUAAAUCCAUAGCUAGAGUUAUUGAAGAGGAGAUAUUUGGAAUAGAUAAUUUGUGCUGGAUUUCUGCAAAGGCUACUUCUGAAGCAUCGACUAGUGCAGAGCGUUUAAUUCUCCAAACAGGGAUGACUGCAUUUGGAAAAGCGUAUUACAGAAACCAAAGUGAUCUUGUGCUUCAUCUUGCAGCAAAACUGGAGGCGCUCAGGCAUGAAUACAUGCGUUUUUCUGUUGAGAAGUGCUCAUCUGUUCUGAGAGAAUAUCGUUCGGCAGUUGAGACAAUUACAGAUGUUUUGCUUGAGAAAGGAGAGAUCAAGGCGAAGGAGAUAUGGGACAUUUAUCGAAAAGCACCACGGAUUCCUCAACCUCCUGUUCAUCCAGUUGAUGAGUAUGGAGCACUUAUUUAUGCUGGAAGAUGGGGAAAUCAUGGUGUCUCUCUUCCGGGGAGGGUUACCUUUGCACCAGGAUAUGUUGGGUUUUCCACAUUUGGUGCACCCAGGCCUUUGGAGACACAAAUCAUCAGUGACCAAGCAUGGAAGUUGAUUGAUGACAUUUGGGAUAACAAAAUAAAGGACAUCAAGAAUGAAGUCUCUAGGCAGAUUGAAGAAGACACAGAAAGACCACAGCUUUUGCUGGCUGACCACUUCCUUUGAGACUAAAUACACUUUAUCCUUAUAUGAUUCCCGUCCCCCCUUGUGUCCAGGUGAAGCAGUUUUGCUCAUGAUAAGUUCGCACUUUUGCUCUAAACUCCGGCCAGGCUCGGAUGUGUGCGGUUGUGUUGCAUAAAUUCUAAAUGAAGAGUGCAUUCAUGGAGGUUUCUGGCUGUGUCAUCUACCUUAUGUUGCUCUCUACAAACAAGUGCAUGUUUGCUCCAGUGAGUCAGGAUUUAUAUGCCAAACAUCUGACAAAAGUGAGAUAUGUUGUUCCAGUCCUCACUACCUUAUUCUGUUCUUCACAAACGAGGGCAUGUUUGGUCCAGUGGGUCAGGAUUUAUAUGCUAAACAUAUGAGAAAAAGUGAGAUAUGUUGUUCCAUCAUCACCAUUUAUCGAACAAUACAUUAUAUUUUGUGGAACAGUCAGGAAAAAGUGCCCGAGGUCUCAUGUUUUUGUAUCGAAAUGUCACUGACUGAUCUGUUAGCUUUGUAAACAUCAUUACAGAAAUCACGUUUGGCAUUUAACUCGUGAUCCCAGUUUUAUUGAU
Molecule: messenger RNA, 1202 nt
Organism: Musa acuminata subsp. malaccensis (wild Malaysian banana)
Lineage: Eukaryota; Viridiplantae; Streptophyta; Magnoliopsida; Zingiberales; Musaceae
Source: RefSeq, a predicted model, not a curated record